This is a messenger RNA of Caenorhabditis elegans, 863 nucleotides long. It is a transcript of the gene Y17G7B.22, whose product is annotated as C2H2-type domain-containing protein. NCBI's taxonomy places the organism in Eukaryota, Metazoa, Nematoda, Chromadorea, Rhabditida, Rhabditidae. The record is from RefSeq and is marked reviewed. The transcript has 7 exons. The coding region runs from base 78 to 581 and encodes 167 amino acids.
AGAUGUCCUUUUUGAGAAAUUUAACUUUAAAAAAUCUGUUGCCUUCUGUUGGGGAUUGAAUUAAUUUCUUUAGAAUGAUGUCAUCAAAGUUGACUAAAGACGAAAUUGAGAAGAAAAUUGCUGAGCUUCAAGAAUUACUUCGGACUGGUAAUUAUGAAACUAAUAAUGGACCUGAAAGAUUGAAAACAAUUGACAUAGAAGUCGGAGAAGUAACAGAAGGAGUCAGGAAACUCAAUGUAGAAUGGAAUGAAGAUAAUGAGUUGCUGUUUGCUUGUCAAAAAUGUAUGAGUGCCUUUCACGCUGAAUCGGAUUUAUCGAAUCACGAACAACUAACCCAUUUCAACAGAAACAUUCCAAGAAAAAAGUUUAAGUAUUAUUGUGAUAAAUGCAAUGAACGAUUUAUUUAUGAGCAUUUAUUGUAUAGGCAUAAAGAAGAACACUUGCAUACUGGCAUAAUUCCUGGCGUUGCCCUCAUAGAUGAAUUGCGAAAAAAACACAAGAUGACAAAAAGUGACUUUUUCAAAAAGUACCCAAACUCCUGCGACCACUGCAGCAAGAAUUUUGAUUGCAAUCAACAUUAGAUAGAGCAUAGGAAUGAGGAGCAUAAGGGAUGGGAAACUGAUGAAGAAGACGAUGUCAAGAUUGAUCCAAGCUUGUACCCUUUCAUAUGUGAAGACUGUGUUGGAGCAGCAUUUGGCUCAAUUAAAUUAUUGAAACGACACGAAAGAAGUUAUCAUGAAAUAGAUUGUACAAGCGAUGAAUCCGACACCGAUAUACAUUAAAUCAUCAGAAGCCAAGUGGUUUAAAUUAUCUUUCAUAUGUUUGCUUUUUUUUUAAAUUUAUAACUAAUAAAUAUGAACACA